Molecule: messenger RNA, 3028 nt
Organism: Culex pipiens pallens (northern house mosquito)
Lineage: Eukaryota; Metazoa; Arthropoda; Insecta; Diptera; Culicidae
Product: cytohesin-1-like
Exons: 10
Coding region: 574-2610 (678 amino acids)
Biological process (GO): regulation of ARF protein signal transduction
Molecular function (GO): guanyl-nucleotide exchange factor activity
Source: RefSeq, a predicted model, not a curated record
GUGCUUUUUUUUGGGGCGGAUUAUCCAAACUUGGAAUUCGUCGUAAUACGCCCACGUGCCCACUACUUGUUUGUGAUUGAAAAAAAAAAGUCAAGGAAGAAGAGAGAAGAGCCUGCUUUUUGUUGUUGUUUUUGUGAGGCAUGAUGAAUUGAGGAAAUGGAAAUACACAUUUCACACGGAUUCAUCGGCUGAUGGAGAUGCUUAUCGGAGCGAAGGAGCCAGCUUCUAGCUUCUAGGAACCUAGAUUUAGCGUCGGCGAAUGAAAAAGAAGAAUUGACGGGCGGGAAGAAGAAGUAGCUCAGUGUAAUUAAUCGCGUGUAGCCCAAAUGAACGAUAAUGGGAACCCUCAGGAGAGUGCCAGCGACUCAGACGAUGAAGAUUCCCACCGGCGACGGCGGCCAGAAAUAGCCGCGAAUUGAACAGUGAACUGUGCGCGAUCGUAAAGAGUCGCACGCGGAAUGUAAUGUGCUGUGAUAUACAGUCAGUGUGCAUAUAAAGAUUGUCCCGAAAAUAUAAACAAAUAAAUAUUCUCCGUUUAGUGUUUGUUGAAGAAAGGAAGAGUGUUGCGUCGAGAUGUUCUCCUCGGCGAACGCGGCCGUCGCCGACGUGAAGAAGUCAAACUGGUUCUCGUCGUUGCGGCGACAACCGAAGCCCAAGAAGACAGCGCAGGUCGCUGAAAGCUUGACCCAGAAGAGUUGCGUCGAUCUGACGUCCAGCAGUCUGUUCCAGGCCGCCGAUCCGUCCGGAGAAGCCGCCGUCCAACCUAGUCCCCCCGAAGUGAUCAAUCCCGCCCAGGAACGACCCUCCGUCUGUACCUGCGAGUGGGUCAAGCUCAACCCUUCACCGCCGUCCCUAUCUCCAUCGUCCGAAACGCACGAAUCGUCCUCGUCUUCCUCCGCGGCCACCAUCACCACGACCGUGGCGCGCAGUUUACGAAGUCACCACCACACCUAUCAACCCCUUCCAACGGCCUCCUCCGAGGACAACCUCACCAGUGAUAGCGCGAACGAUCUCAAAGAUCUGGCGCUGGCCGCCAACGCCAACACCACAAGCAGUCUCCGGAGAAGGCCCCGCCGCAAGGAACAACUCCUCACCUCCACAACCGUAACCACCGUCACCAAAACAACAGUCAUCAACAAACAGAAAACCUACCGCGUCGGCCUCAUCUUCAGCGACGCCGGCGAACUCCUCAACAGCAGUCUCGACCUGCGACAGCUCCUAGAAGAGAACAAACAGGCCCAACUCCUGGACCUCGCCAGCAGCAGCAGCAGCACAAGUGCCAACUCCGAAGUCAACAACAACCGCAAACCGUUGCGACAGUUCAGCAUCCUGGACGACAGCAACUUUGACUUUAUCGACGAUAGUGCGGACCUGUUCAACCGGAACUACUCGGGGAACAACGCCAUCGCCGGCCUGCAGCACGCCAACUCGGCCAGCUCGACGCCAAAGGUUCUGCGCAAGUGCAACAACUGCAAGAACAAAUCCAAUCUAGUCUACAAGCGGAGCUCUAGCUCUCCGCACCGGAAUAAGCAAAUCAACGAUGAGCUGAACGAGGUCGAGUCGGAGAUGAGGGCCCACGAGAACAAGGAGGAGAACAAACAUUCCAAUAAGGAUAAGCAGAUGGCGCUCGGGCGCAAAAAGUUCAACAUGGAUCCAAAGAAAGGCAUUGAAUUUUUGUACGAGAAUCAGCUUUUGAAGAUGGACCCACACGACGUAGCUCAAUUUUUAUACAAAGGAGAAGGACUCAACAAAACAGCAAUUGGCGAUUAUCUCGGCGAAAAGAACGACUUCAACGAGCAGGUGCUGAAGGCGUUUGUGGAUCUGCACGAUUUCAGCAAUUUGAUCCUCGUGCAAGCAUUGAGACAAUUCCUGUGGUCGUUCCGGCUGCCGGGAGAGGCGCAGAAGAUUGACCGGAUGAUGGAAUGCUUUGCCCAGCGGUACUGCCAGCUGAAUCCGGACAUUUUCACCAACACCGACACCUGCUACGUGCUGAGCUUUGCCAUCAUUAUGCUGAACACGUCGUUGCAUAAUCCAUCGGUAAAAGAGAAACCAACUGUUGAGCAAUUUAUAUCAAUGAAUAGAGGCAUCAACAAUGGCGGAGAUUUACCGAGAGAAUUGCUUGAGUCUCUGUAUGAAUCCAUUCGGACAGAGCCGUUCAAGAUACCGCAGGACGACGGCAACGACCUGAUGCAUACGUUCUUCAACCCGGACAAGGAGGGCUGGCUGUGGAAGCAGGGAGGAAGAUACAAAUCGUGGAAGCGACGAUGGUUCAUCCUGAACGAUAAUUGUUUGUACUACUUUGAAUACACCACCGACAAGGAGCCGCGGGGAAUUAUCCCGCUCGAAAAUAUUGCGGUCCGCGAGGUGCAGGACCGCAGCAAGCAGUUCUGCUUCGAGCUGCACGCCAGCGGCGGCGCCGAAAUCAUCAAGGCCUGCAAGACGGACUCGGAGGGCAAGGUGGUCGAGGGUAAGCACACCGUGUACCGGAUGUCCGCGGCCAGCGAGGAGGAGCAGCGCGAGUGGAUCAAGUGUCUCAACCAGUCCAUCAGCCACAAUCCGUUCCACGACAUUCUAGUGCAAAGGAAGAAGAAAGCCCUCGCGAAAAGUUAGUUAGCGCUGUCGUGUUUGAAAAAUUAGAUUAACCUUUAGUUUUUCAAAAGCUCUCCGGGCAAACACACACACACACACAUAUGAACGCAUACUAAAAGCUACUUGAUACUACUCUCUAACUUUGUGUGUGCGAAAUGCUGAAUCUCAGAAAAAAAACAAACAAUUGCGUGUGUGUUACUAUUCUCCUCUUUGCCCCAUUUUCCCGCGUUGAAUGUGAGUGUGCGAUUUGUGCUAAUAACCGAAGAGAGAGGGAGAGCGCGGAUCUUUUUGGCAUUCUCCAGCAAAACAUUCAAAGUCAACGGACGAUGUGAAAAAAAUAAUCGAGAAACAAAAAAAAACAAUGCUGAAAAUGUCUGAAAAAUCAAAACUAAAACUAAUUUUCUACAUACAUAUUAUACACGCAUCCCCCUUCAUAUCA